Messenger RNA from Daucus carota subsp. sativus, 1140 nucleotides. RefSeq names its product phenylcoumaran benzylic ether reductase POP1. NCBI's taxonomy places the organism in Eukaryota, Viridiplantae, Streptophyta, Magnoliopsida, Apiales, Apiaceae. Bases 24 to 944 code for a protein of 306 amino acids. Gene Ontology annotation, molecular function: oxidoreductase activity. The transcript has 6 exons. The record is from RefSeq and is a predicted model, not a curated record.
UAUAUUUUUUUUGUCGUAAAAAAAUGGCAACCAAGAUUCUGAUCGUCGGAGGCACCGGAAACAUGGGAAAGUUCAUCGUCGAAACGAGCGCAAAGUUGGGACAUCCCACGUUUGUGCUCGUUCGAGAAGCUACUCUCACUGAUCCUUCUAAGUUGCAACUCAUUGAUAGCUUUAAGUCUUUGGGCGUCACUAUUGUCCAUGGAGAUUUGUUUGAUCACGUGAGUUUGGUGAAGGCGAUAAAGCAAGUGGAUGUGGUGAUCUCGUCACUAGGUCACGGGCAGUUGGCUGAUCAGGACAAGCUUCUUGCUGCUAUUGUUGAAGCUGGUAACGUUAAGAGGUUCUUUCCUUCUGAGUUUGGGCAAGAUGCGGAUCGAUUGAAUGCUGUUGAACCAGCAAAGUCAGGAUAUGCUUGCAAGUCACAGUUCCGCAGAGCUGUUGAGGCUGCAGGAGUUCCGUUCACUUAUAUAGCUUGCAACUUUUUUGCUGGGUUUUUUCUCCCGAAUCUGGCCCAGACAGGAGCAAAAGCUCCUCCUAGAGAUAAAGCAAUUAUAUUAGGCGACGGAACUAAAAAAGUGGUAUUUAACAGCGAAGAAGACAUUGCAACCUACACUAUAAAAGCUGUAGAUGACCCGCGAACCCUGAACAAAAUUCUCUAUGUUAUGCCACCCCACAACACACUUUCUUUCAACGACGUUCUGUCUUUGUGGGAGAAGAAGAUAGGCAAAACUCUCGAGAAGAUCUUUGUUCCAGAAGAGCAAGUUUUGGAGAACAUCAAAGAGUCCCCUCCUCUGAUCAGUGUGAUGCUAUCAAUCGGUCAUUCUGCAUUUGUGAACGGAGAUCAGACCAACUUUGAGAUUGAACCAUCAUUCGGCGUGGAGGCUUCAACACUUUAUCCAGAUGUCAAAUAUACAACAGUGGACGAGUAUCUCAACCAUUUUGUCUAAACUUUAUCUGAUUAACUCAUAGAUGAGACGAAAAGUUGGUGAGCUGAGCCUGAUGUGGAGUGGUUUAUGUUCAAGAUCUUGGCAGUUUUAUGUUUGUAAAAUUUUGGUGUUGUACGAAUCUUGAAGAUUCCGUUAUGUAUAAUUUUUUUGGUUGAUUUGUAUUUGUAUGGGAGGGUUUUAUAUGUAAUAUUAACUU